GCGGCGGCGUGCUCCGCCAGAGUGAUGGCUGCCGGCGCGCGCUGCGUGUUCUCUUCUUUCUGCUGCUGAGGCGCCCGCAGCCACUCCCCGUGCGGGCCGCGCGCCCGUCUAGCCGUCGCCCCGGGCCCUCCUGGCUCGCCGGCCGCUGGAGCGUCUGGUCUCUUCUGCGCGACCCUGGGUUCCCGUGGGUGAACUUGCGUUCUCGCUCCGGUCCGCCAUGGAAUCCUGCGCCGUGCUUCCAGCCCUCCAGAGCCAAAGACACCCCAGACAACAGACGCCCUCGCGCAGCCUCUAGAGUAACUUCGCAGCCCGCCUCCAGCCGCAGUUUACAGUAUUUAAUUUUAUAUAAUAUAUGCUAUUUAUUACCGCGUUUUGAUACCUCACAUUCUGUUUACACACCUCGGAAGCCGCUCAGUCGUCCUCGGGUUGAUCAGACCACUGCUCGAGGGCAUGGCAUCCACCGUGGCCCCGCUGAUGGCGAGCACCGCGUCCGUCCCGCUGGUGGAGUACCGGCUGCUCGUCCUGGGCUUCAUCAUUGCGUUCGUCUUGGCCUUCUCCGUGGGGGCCAAUGAUGUAGCAAAUUCGUUCGGUACGGCCGUGGGCUCGGGCGUGGUGACCCUGAAGCAAGCCUGCAUCCUGGCGAGCAUCUUUGAAACCGUGGGCUCCGUGCUGCUCGGGGCCAAAGUCAGUGAGACCAUCCGGAAGGGCUUGAUCGAUGUGACCAUGUACAACUCGAGCCAGGAGCUGCUGAUGGCCGGCUCAGUCAGUGCUAUGUUUGGUUCUGCUGUGUGGCAACUAGUGGCUUCGUUUUUGAAGCUCCCCAUUUCUGGGACCCAUUGUAUUGUUGGUGCGACCAUUGGUUUCUCCCUCGUGGCCAUGGGGCAGGAAGGCGUCAAGUGGUCCGAACUGAUAAAAAUUGUGAUGUCUUGGUUCAUCUCUCCACUGCUUUCUGGUAUCAUGUCUGGAAUCUUGUUCUUUCUUGUGCGUGCGUUCAUCCUCCGCAAGGCAGACCCAGUUCCUAAUGGCUUGCGAGCUUUGCCAGUUUUUUAUGCCUGCACAGUUGGAAUAAACCUCUUUUCCAUCAUGUAUACUGGGGCACCGUUGCUGGGCUUUGACAAACUUCCUCUGUGGGGUACCAUCCUCAUCUCGGUGGGAUGCGCAGUUUUCUGUGCCCUUAUCGUCUGGUUCUUUGUAUGUCCCAGGAUGAAGAGAAAAAUUGAACGAGAAAUAAAGUCUAGUCCUUCUGAAAGCCCCUUAAUGGAAAAAAAGAAUAGCUUGAAAGAAGACCAUGAAGAAACAAAGUUGUCUCUCAGUGAUGUUGAGAAUAGGAAUCCUGUUUCUGAGAUGGGGCCGGCCACUGUGCCCCUCCGGGCUGUGGUGGAAGAGAGAACGGUAUCGUUCAAGCUUGGAGAUCUGGAGGAAGCGCCAGAGCGGGAGCGGCUUCCCAGUGUGGACCUGAAAGAAGAGACCAGCAUAGACGGCACCAUGAAUGGCACAGUGCAGCUGCCUAAUGGGAACCUCGUUCAGUUCAGUCAAGCUGUCAGCAACCAGAUAAACUCCAGUGGCCACUACCAGUAUCACACUGUGCAUAAAGAUUCCGGCUUGUACAAAGAGCUUCUCCAUAAAUUACAUCUGGCCAAGGUAGGCGACUGCAUGGGAGAUUCUGGAGAUAAGCCCUUGAGACGCAAUAAUAGCUACACUUCCUACACCAUGGCAAUUUGUGGCAUGCCCCUGGAUUCAUUCCGUGCCAAAGAAGGUGAACAGAAGGGUGAAGAAAUGGAGAAGCUGACGUGGCCUAAUGCAGACACCAAGAAGCGUAUUCGAAUGGACAGUUACACCAGUUACUGCAAUGCUGUGUCUGAUCUCCACUCGGCAUCUGAGAUGGACUUAAGUGUCAAGGCUGAGAUGGGUCUGGGCGACAGAAAAGGAAGUAGUGGCUCUCUGGAAGAAUGGUCUGACCAGGACAAGCCUGAAGUCUCUCUCCUCUUCCAGUUCCUGCAGAUCCUGACAGCCUGCUUUGGGUCAUUCGCCCACGGUGGCAAUGACGUCAGCAAUGCCAUCGGUCCUUUGGUUGCUCUGUAUCUGGUUUAUGUCACAGGGGAAGUUUCUUCCAAAGCGGCAGUACCAAUAUGGCUCCUACUUUAUGGCGGUGUCGGCAUCUGUAUUGGGCUGUGGGUUUGGGGAAGGAGAGUUAUCCAAACCAUGGGGAAGGAUCUGACGCCAAUCACACCCUCUAGUGGCUUCAGUAUUGAGCUGGCGUCUGCUCUCACUGUGGUGAUUGCAUCAAAUAUUGGCCUUCCCAUCAGCACAACACAUUGCAAAGUGGGCUCUGUCGUAUCUGUUGGUUGGCUCCGAUCCAAGAAGGCUGUUGACUGGCGGCUCUUUCGCAACAUUUUUAUGGCCUGGUUUGUCACGGUCCCCAUUUCUGGUGUUAUCAGUGCUGCUAUAAUGGCAGUCUUCAAAUAUGCCAUCCUGAGAGUGUGAAGCCAAGAUGGAACUUGAUGUCGAUGUCUGGGACCACCUUACACAUUCCUGCUCCCUGGAAGAAUGAUCACAGUGUUACUGAAGACCGACAGGAGUCUUUAAAUGUUGGGAGCUGUGGGAGGAAGUGUUAAUUAUGCUAUAAUUGCUGUUGUGCUAAAUAUGACUUGUCUCAAAAUUAGCUAUGUAAAAUAGCCAGGUUUCCACUGGUUCCUUCUGAGGUCCCCUUUCCUUCUGGGCUGUGAAUUCCUGUACAUAUUUCUCUAUUUUUUGUAUCAGGCUUCAGUUCCAUUAUGUUUUAAUGUUGUCUCUGAAGAUAGCUUGUGUGUGUGUGUGUUUAUUUUUUAUUUUAUUUUUUUUUAAACCAUGCAGAGCCAUCUUGCAGGGAGAGUAUCCUCUGCUUUGUUGGUUUCACCAGCUUUUGCCGUAACACGCACAGGAAUCUAACAACAAAACCAUGUAACUGAAGCUUCCCUUGUAGUCUCCUAGGAAUAGUCACCGGCACUCUGCCCUCCCGUCGCCGUGGCAGGUUCUCUCAGUGUAUGUGGGAACUUCUUAGAGGGAUGAGGUUCUUCGGACACAGUGAACAUUUAGUAGUAACCUUGCAGACAAUUCUUUGACCAUUGUUGCUACAAAGUAGGAAGAAAAAGCCUUCUGGCAAUCUUGGGUUGUUAUUAAGAUUUCUGGUGGUGUGGGAUGGAUGAAUGAAGUGGAUAUGGACUUUGGGUAGUUAAAUGGGACAGCCUUCCAUGUUCAUCUGUCUACCUCUUAACUGAAUUAAAAAAAGCCUAUGAUUUUUAGAAAA
Messenger RNA from Sciurus carolinensis (gray squirrel), 3286 nucleotides. It is a transcript of the gene Slc20a1, whose product is annotated as solute carrier family 20 member 1. The record is from RefSeq and is a predicted model, not a curated record. Gene Ontology annotation, biological process: phosphate ion transmembrane transport. The transcript has 11 exons. Lineage: Eukaryota; Metazoa; Chordata; Mammalia; Rodentia; Sciuridae. Gene Ontology annotation, cellular component: membrane. Bases 451 to 2484 code for a protein of 677 amino acids. Gene Ontology annotation, molecular function: phosphate transmembrane transporter activity.